Pongo pygmaeus (Bornean orangutan) is the source of this 1011-nucleotide messenger RNA. Its product is annotated as olfactory receptor 7E24-like. The transcript has 2 exons. Gene Ontology annotation, molecular function: olfactory receptor activity; G protein-coupled receptor activity. Lineage: Eukaryota; Metazoa; Chordata; Mammalia; Primates; Hominidae. The record is from RefSeq and is a predicted model, not a curated record. Gene Ontology annotation, biological process: G protein-coupled receptor signaling pathway. Gene Ontology annotation, cellular component: membrane.
AUGGCCCAGCAGAGGCGAAGCACAGCUCAGUGUCCUUGCUACACAGAACCACAAAAUCUAACAGGUGUCUCAGAAUUCCUCCUGAUGGGGCUCUAAGAUGAUCCAGAACAGCAGCCCCUCCUCUAUGGGCUAUUCCUGUCCAUGUACCUGGUCACGGUACUGGGGAACCUGCUCAUCAUCCUGGCCAUCAGCUCUGACUCCCACCUGCGCACCCCCAUGUACUUCUUCCUCUCCAACCUGUCCUUGGCUGACAUCGGUUUCAUCUCCACCUCAGUCCCCAAGAUGAUUGUGGACAUCCAAACUCACAGCAGAGUCAUCUCCUAUGCGGGCUGCCUGACUCAGAUGUCUUUUUCAAUCCUUUUUGCAUGUAUGGAUGACAUGCUCCUGACUGUGAUGGCCUAUGACUGGUUUGUGGCCAUCUGUCACCCCCUGCAAUACCCAGUCAUCAUGAACCCACGACUCUGUGGCUUCUUAGUUUUGGUGUCUGUUUUUCUUAGCUUUUUAGUAUCCCAGGUGCACAAUUUGAUUGCCUUACAGUUUACUUGCUUCAAAGACACAAAGAUUUCUCAUUUCUUCUGUGACCCUUCUCAAAUCCUCACCAUUGCUUGUUCUGACACUUCUGUUAAUAACAUAGUUGUAUAUUUCUUUGCUGCCAUAUUUGGUUUUCUUCCCAUCUCAGGGAUCUUUUUCUCUUACUAUAAAAUUGUUUCCUCCAUGCUGAGAAUUCCAUCAUCAGGUGGGAGGUAUAAAGCCUUCUCCACCUGUAGCUCUCACCUGGCAGUUGUUUGCUUAUUUUAUGGAACAAUCUUUGGAGUGUACCUCAGUUCAGCUGUGUCCUCUUCCCCCAGAAAGGGUGUGGUGGCCUCAGUGAUGUACACAGUGGUCACCCCCAUGCUGAACCCCUUCAUCUACAGCCUGAGAAACAGGGACAUUAAAAGUGCCCUGUGGAGGUUGCACAGCAGAAUAGUCAAAUAUCUUUGUUGGAUUCAUCCUUUCUGUUAUGUGGGCUAG